Molecule: messenger RNA, 3131 nt
Organism: Polistes dominula (European paper wasp)
Lineage: Eukaryota; Metazoa; Arthropoda; Insecta; Hymenoptera; Vespidae
Product: protein FAN
Molecular function (GO): protein binding
Source: RefSeq, a predicted model, not a curated record
UUAGAUUUUGCAUUAUACUAAUUAUAAUAAAUAAUAUAAAAACUCUGAAAAAAAGGAAAGAAAAGAAACUCCUUGAUUAAUGUAAUGGCAGAUUACAAUAGGUAUACAUUACUGUAACCAUGAAAUAUCAUUGAACUAUAGAAGAAGUAAACUUUCAGAUGAUUCAUAAUUCAUACUGAUGUGAUAGUUACUUGUUUUAAAAUAAAAAUUAGCGCCAUUCAAUUAUUAAAAUUAAACAUAUUAGUUCAAAAUGAAAGUACGUAAAUAAUUAUUGUUACAAGCUAGACAAUAGGAAAAGAAGAAGAAACGAUUGUGAUAUGUAAAUGGAAAUCCUUUUAUACUUAUAAAUACAUAAUAAUGGAAAAAGAAAGAUUUACUAUGCUCUUGUUAGAGCCUGGAGAAAUAUUUUUUGAAGAUUAUAGUGUACAGAUGAGAGCGGUAAAAUCUUCUUUUCCAAAACAAAAAGAAUGGAUUGACGGAAGAUUGAAACUUUGUUCCAAGUCUUUAGUUUUUGUUAAUAAAGAUUUUAUUCAACCUUUGAUCAAAAUACAACUUAAAGAAAUCACAACUGUUGAGCAGGAUAAUUCAGAAGAUAAUAUAGAAACACCCACUAAUAUGUUAAAUAUUAAAUGUAAACAGUACGUGGAGAUGUUAGAGAAAAAUGUUCUUGCCCCAUAUAAAUUUAUCCAUAAAAAUGCAAUGUUUCAAUUUUGUUUCAAUUAUGCUAAAGUAGAAAAUUGUCUUCCUCAAAUAUUGCAAUUGCAUCGUGCUGCUACUUUGCCAACGGCUGAACAAAACGCAAUGAUAAUGACUAUAGUUCACUCCAGACAAUCUCGUGUAUCCUUCGAUACAUCUUGGUUAGAAGAUUUGUAUGAAACGGUUGUGUUAGAAAUUCAAGCUAAUAAAGUAUUACCACUCGUUAUUAAUCCAGGCAAGGUAUUAUUAACUACAUCUAGAUUAUAUUUUCAACCUUAUAAUAAUAUGGAUCAGCAUCCUGUUUUAAAAAUACAAUUGAAAGAUAUAAGUAGUAUUAUUCAAAGAAGAUUUCUUUUGAGACAAGUCGGCCUUGAAAUAAAAUGGCAGAAGCAAGCUGAUAGCAAAAUCGAAUACUUGUACCUUUCUUUAAAUAAUCAAAAUGAUAGAGAUGAACUUUAUAAAAAAUUAUUAGAUCAAUCUGCUGUAUCUCUGGAAACUGUUCCUCAAAAUCAAAUGACGAUGAGAUGGCAAAAUGGCUCUCUGUCAAAUUAUGAUUACCUUUUGUAUAUUAAUAGUUUGGCAGACAGAACUUUCCAUGAUUUGACUCAAUAUCCUGUAAUACCAUGGAUACUAAAAGAUUACACAUCAGCAACAUUGGAUUUAAACAACCCUGAUAUUUAUAGAGAUCUUUCUAAACCUAUCGGCGCUCUUGAACCUACUAGAUUAGAACGAUUGAAGGAACGUUACUCAGAAAUGGCAGAACAAAAAUUUCUUUACGGAUCUCAUUACAGUACGCCGGGUUUUGUAUUAUUUUACCUAGUGAGAAAGUAUCCUCAAUAUAUGCUUUGUCUUCAAAAUGGAAGAUUUGAUCAUCCUGAUAGAAUGUUUAACAGUGUAGCUGACGUAUGGAAAAAUGUUUUGGUGAACAUGUCUGACUUUAAAGAAUUGAUCCCAGAAUUUUAUGACACAAACAAUGGUGGUGAUUUUUUAGUAAAUAGUUAUGGCAUUGAUUUUGGUUAUCGACACGAUGGUACUAAAAUCGGUGAUGUGCAGCUGCCACCUUGGGCAGAAGGACCUUCAGAUUUUAUCCAGAAAUUAAGAAAUGCUUUAGAAAGCGAUUACGUUUCAAAGAAUUUAAAUCAUUGGAUAGAUUUGAUCUUUGGAUACAAGCAAAAAGGAAUUGAAGCAAUAAAAGCUGAUAAUGUAUUUUUUCACCUGUGUUACGAGGGUGCAGUUGAUUUAGAUACGAUUCGAGAUAUUAAUGAUCGACACGGAUAUGAAGUACAAAUAAUGGAAUUUGGACAAAUUCCUAAACAAAUUUUUACUCUACCUCAUCCUAAAAGAUUAGUACCGGUUAUAGAUGCGUUACAUAUUUCAAUGUUAACUAUUUCAAACACGACAGACACGGAUGACAAGUCUCUCACAAAAAGUUCGAUAAAUCUAUCCGAAUUUCUAACAUUUCAAUCACAUAAGGACGGAGUAAGCUGUAUUAUAGUAAUUAAUAAAGGAACAUAUGAUGAAAUAUUAUCUGUAGGUCAUGAUGGUAUGUUUAAAUUAUAUUCCAUUAAAGACAAAAAACCAACACGAAGUGUUCCUUUAUCAUCUCUGCCACUUUCAUCCUGUAUAUCAUAUUAUACAGCAUCGUCUCAUAAUAUACUCGUUGUUGGAUCAUGGGACAAUUCACUAAUAUUUUAUGAUAUAGAAUUUGGUAAAACGAUUGAUACAUUACGAGCUCAUGAAGAUGCAAUUUCUUGUUUGGCAUGGAGUCCUUCACGACAAAUUGUUAUUUCUGGAUCGUGGGAUUGUACUGCCAAGGUUUGGCAGAGUUACGUUUCUGGAUCAAAAAUUAAACCAUCAGAAUAUUUUAUAGCUCAACUAGAUCAUGAUUCAAAAAUAACGUGCAUGGACAUAUCCAGCAAUGAAAUGUUAUUAGUAUCUGGUACAGAAGAUGGAGAAUUAUUUUUGUGGAGUAUGGAGAAUUAUAGUUUACAAUUUACCGUUAAAAGUCACACUGGAAAAGUAAAUGCAAUGACGUUUGAUCCUGAAUGCAAGAGCAUUGUUACUUGCGGAGAAGAUCGAGCAUUGAACAUCGUUGAUAUUCAAACAAGUACACAGAUUUAUCAUACAACUUUGGAACACGAAGCGCUAUCAUUGAAAUGGAUCAGAAUGUUAUUGUUAAUAGGAGACAGUGCUGGAAAUGUCAGUUUAUGGAAUUUUCCAGAAGCUGUUUUUCUAUCAAAAAUCCAUUGUCAUGACGGACCAAUUUUCACAAUAGCGAUAACUACUAACAAUAAUAUGGUUAUAACAGGUGGAAAAGAUAGAAAAGUUUUAGUUUGGGAAUGUAAAAAGGAGUGAUGAGUAAUUUGCCUAUUAUAAAUAUUGCAAAUAAAAAAAAGUAAAAAAGAAAAAGAGAAAAAAUGUAAUUUUUUUUGAAA